AUGACCCUUUGUCAUGUCGAUAAAAUUGAAGAUCCCGGUGCUUUGUACGACAGGUUAAUGUGCUUGAUCGUCAAAUUAGCUCGAUAUGGACUCAUUCAUGGAGAUUUUAAUGAAUUCAAUGUUAUGCUUGUUGAGAAGGAGAAAGUUGUGCUGAUCGAUUUCCCACAGAUGGUGAGCAUGGAUCAUACCAACGCAAAGUACUAUUUCGAUCGGGAUGUGGAAUGUGUUCGAACUUUAUUCAAGCGCAAAUUCAACUACUUGUGCGAUGAAUAUCCGAAGUUUGAGGAUAUGACAAGAAAAUUCAACCUCGAUGUUCAACUAGAAGCUAGUGGUUUCACGAAGAAGAUGGCCGAAGAUCUGAAUAAAGCGUACGAUGAAGGAAACUUCCUGAUGCAUGAAGAACAAAAUAAAGAGGCCACGAGUUCGGAUGAGUCUGGCAAUGGAGAUGAGGAAGAAGUGGAGUGGGGCAGCGAAUUGAGCGAGGUCGAAGAAGAGGAUGAGGAUGAAGCCGAUGAUAUCGACAAAGAAGAGCAAGUAGCUGAGGAACAGGAGAAUAAGAAAAAGGAACAAGAGCUCAAUAAAUCGUCACGAUUCGAUUCUUGGCUUAAAGAUGCCACGUCGCAGCUAGAUGAGAUUUGCGAACAAGAGGGAGGCGAAGAGCACAACUUAGUUGACCAUCCAAGGAUAGUUCAAGCUGCGGAAGAAGCAAGAAGAGAUCGUGAGGCGUACAUCAAGGCACGAGAAGAAGCUGAUCAAGAGGAAUUGGAGGCGAUUGAACGAGAAAUCGGUGGUGAUGCACAAGAGGACAAUGCAAAGCGACAAACUAAAAAGAUUAAGACUGGAACAAAAGGCAACGGUGAAAUGGCGAGCAAUGGGCACUUGUGCAAGCACAUGGCCGCCGCGGAUGCUGUGAUUCCUCCGGACUUUGAGCUUCCGGUUGAUGCGUUCGAUAUCCCGCAUUGCUACGAAGGAGAUCUGGGAGCGGUGAUUGUACCAGAAGGAAUGAUCAAGGAUCGUGUGAGGAGACUUGCUAAGGAUAUACACGCAAAAAUUGGAGACAACGAGCUGAGCUUACUCUGUGUGCUCAAAGGAAGCUACAAAUUUUUCACAGCAUUGGUUGACGAGUUGGCGUACGCUCGCUCCUCAUGCACUCAACCCAUGACCGUUGACUUUAUCAGAUGUCAGAGCUAUGAGGAUACACAAUCGACAGGUAUGAUUCAAAUCAUCGGACUCAGCAACCUUCAAGAGCUCAAAGGAAAGAACGUAUUGAUAGUUGAAGACAUUGUCGACUCGGGGCAAACGUUGGCUCGGCUGCUUCACACUCUCGAGGAAUUGGGCGCACAAAAAACUUGGACGACGACCUUGUUGAGCAAAAAUGUCCCGAGAAAGGUUGAUGUGAAAGAGGACUUUGUCGCGUUUCGAAUCCCGGACAAAUUCAUAGUCGGCUACGGUUUGGACUACAAUCAGAAAUUCCGCGACCUCAACCACAUUUGCGUGAUGAGCCCGAAGGGAAUCGAAAAAUACCGCAAUAAA
Molecule: messenger RNA, 1533 nt
Organism: Mesorhabditis belari
Lineage: Eukaryota; Metazoa; Nematoda; Chromadorea; Rhabditida; Rhabditidae
Source: the annotation of a GenBank genome assembly